AUGUCCUCCGCAUACGCCAAGGCCAAGCUCAAGGCGAGCCGCGAGGCGCUUGCGGCCAAGCAGUGGGAUGCGGCCCUGGCUGCUGCCGACGAGGUGCUUGGCGCCGAGGCAGGCCACUACAAUGCCCUCGUCUUCCGCGCCCUGGCGCUGCUGCAUCUCGAGCGUCGGGCCGAGUCAGAGGCGGCCUAUCGCCUUGCCAUUGCCGCGCAGCCCGAUACACUGCUGGCAUGGCAAGGGCUGGAGAAGUUGUAUGCGCAGACAAGGCAGGCGCAGCUGCGGGCAGAGGUGCUGAGGCAACAGAUGCACGUGCUGAAGCAGAGUGGCGAUGCGACGAGGUUGGCAGAGACGCUGCAGCGGCUAGUGGAGCUGCACAAGGCAGAGGGCGACUCAGCACAACUGGCGUCCGCAUUGGAGCUCUACCUCUCCUCCUCGCCCUACUACCCUCUCCUCUCCUCGCUUCCCGAGCCCGAUCAAUCCGCGCCUAGCGCAACGACGACGUUCGAGGCGCAGCUGGCGGUGCAUGUGCGCUCGCUCGACGUUCUGCAAGAGGUGCUGCACCUCUACGAGAAGGCCGAGGAGGCGACUGUGGCGCGAGAGGUGGAGAAGCGGAGGACGAGGUUGGAUGUGGCACGCAAGACGAGGGAGGAGUUGAGAAGAAAUGUAGAGAGUGAUGUGCUGGGGGAGAGCAAGCUGCCAGCGCUGUACGAGCAAGUCCUUUCGCACGCCUCUGCGUCCGACGUCGUGCGACGCGAGGCCGAGAGCAAGUUGCUUCAUCAUCGCCAUCGUCUGCUUCUCGCUACGCCAGAUGCAGAGGCGAUGGCUCGCAAGCUGCACGCGCGCGAUGAACUUGUGAGCCUGGCAAAGGGCAUGGUGACGAUUGACGUGCCGGAGGAGUUGGCGUGGGAGGUGGUGCUGGAGUGGACCGACUAUGUCGCCCUCAGUGAGUCACUCUCUCGUGCCCCACUAGCGAUUCUGACGCGGUGGUGUGAUCUUCAAGCCGACCUACCUCGCGAGCGUCUGCGAGCCUUCAUCUCGCGCUUCCCGCACUCGGGCCGCAGCCUGGCGUUCCGGGCAUUGCUGCAUUUGCUGCAAGACGAGCAGUUUCUGCUGGAAGAGGCAGAGGAGACGCAGCGCCGCGAUGUGGAGCAGGCAGCGCCUGAUCUGCUUGCCCUCGCAAUCGUGAAGGCUCCACACUCGCUAUUGGCACAUCGCAUCGCCGCCACAUUCUACCUUCUCGACGGCGACUAUCUCUCCGUGUCGGACGUGGCCACCUCUGCGCUUUCGCUCCUGCGACGCAUCGAGAGCGAUGCAGCCGUCAGCCUCGGCAACAGCAGGCGAGACAUCGAGACGCAGCUGGCAAGCGCCUUGACGCGCCUUCAUCCCCCGCAACAUCACGUGCGAGCACUGCGCCUCGUCUCCUCCGUCCUUGGUGCUGCGCCCGACAACAUCGAUGCGCUCCUGUCCAAAGGCCUCAUCGAUGAAGCAGCAGGGCGCUGGGAGGAAGCUCGUGCCGCCUUUGCUGCCGCGUCGCCGCUGUCGCCAUCGCGCGCGCCGGCGCUCGAGGCGCAAGGCGAAGUCGCCUGGUGCGACGUGUGUGCCGGACGCCUCGAAGAGGGCCGCGUGGCGCUGGAAGCGGUCAUUGAUCGGCUCGACGACGCCGCCUCUGCCGCCGCACGCAGCGAUCCGGACCAGGCAUUUACGUGCUUCAUCACGGCCCUCAAGCGCUCCGCCGGCUUUGCGCCGGCAUUCACGGCACUGGGCUUCUUCUACGACGAAGUCGCAAAGGAUGCGGCAAGGGCAAGCAAGUGCUUCCAAAAGGCAUUUGAGCUGGAUGCGCGCGAAGAUGAGGCGGCACGACGCCUGGCCGAGGGCUUUGCCGAGGAGAGAGAGUGGGACCUCGUCGAUGUCGUGGCAAGGCGUACCGUCGAGGGCGAAGGCGGCGCCGAGGCACUCGGAGGCGCCGCUGGCAACGUGUCGCAGAAGCGCCACAUGAGCCGCAAUGCCUGGGCCUGGCGCGCCAUUGGCUCGGUAGAGCUGCACCGCGAAAGGCACGAAGAGGCCAUUGCGGCGUUCCAAGUGGCGCUGCGCGCCGAGCCGCACGAUGCAGGCACGUGGCAGCGGCUGGGCGAGGCAUAUGCGGCCUCGCAGCGCCAGGCUGCCGCUCUCAAGACGUUUGCAAAGGCGCUGCAGCUCUCGCACGGCGCGUGGCAGGUGCGCUACAGCAUCGCAGAGGUGCAUCGCGAACUGGGCGAUGUCGACGAGGCACAGGAACUGCUCGAGCACAUCCUCAAGGAACAGCCAGAGGAGAUUGGCGUGCGCGUUGCAGCGGCCGAGACGAGCCUGCAGCUGGCGCAGCGGGAAGUGCAGACGGGAUAUGUGCUGCGCGCAGAGGCGUCGCUCGAGACGACACUGCAACAUGUGCUGCAAGCCGUGCGACUCGAGCCUCACCUGCGCUCGGCAUGGAAAGUCGCGGCCGAUGCGCUCUUUGAACUCUCGCGCUUUGGACGCCUGGUGCAAGGCCGCACGAUGCGCGAGGGUGUAGUCGAGCAACUCGUGCAGCUUGCGGCACAGGACGACGUCGAUGCACAGCUGGGCGACGUCUCGUCGGCAGUCACUCUCAAGUACGUGGCGCAGUGCCGAGAGAGCGAGCAUGCCUACUUGUCUGCAGCUGCCUUCCUCUACAAGGCAUGUGUCGUGCUGCACGGCAGCGACGAGGAUGCAACGGCAUGGGCCGACCUCGCCGUGGCGCUGCACCAGCUCGACCUCGUGGCCAAGCUCAAAGACGCAGCAACGCAAGGCACGCAGUGCAUCCAGCGCGCCCUGAAGCUCGAGCCGGGCAAUGAGGCGCUGUGGAUGAUCCUCGGCAGCCUGGCGUUCAAGACGAAUGUCAAGCUGGCACAGCACUGCUUUGUGCGCGCUAUUGAGGCGAGCCCGAGGGACGCCGUGCCCUGGAGCCAUCUCGGCUUCCUCUACCUGCAGCACGACGACGCCGAGCUGGCAAACGAGGCCUUCAUCCGCGCCCAGACGCUGGACCCCGAUCUUGCGACGGCGUGGGUGGGGCAGGCGUUCGUGGCGCAGCACCACGACGACGAGCAGGCGGCGCGCGUGCUGUUCGAGCAUGCCGUCGGCCUGUCGGAGGGCUCGGCAUUCAGCUCUGCGAGCCCGCCGCCGCCGAUCCAUCUGCACUCGCCCGCCUCUGCGCUCUCUUCCUUCGUGGCGUUCCGCCCGAGCGACACGUCUGCGCUGCAUCUCUCGGCGCUCUUCUGCGAGCGCCUGGGCGAGCAGGCGCUGGCCAUCGAGCGCAUCGAGCGUGCCUCUGCGCUCCUCGAGCGCGAGUACGAGGAGGACGAGGACGUCGUCACGGCCACCAAGUAUGCCAUUGCGCAGAGCAAUCUGGGCCGCAUCCGUCUCGAUGCUGGUGAUGCAGCGGGAGCAAUCGAGGCGCUCGAGACUGCGCUCGGCCUGCUCGACCUGGGCGAGGGCGACGCGGCGUCCGAAGCUGUGCUUCCCGCAGCCAAUCGAGCACGCGUGCGCACGGCCGCGCAUCUCGGCGUGGCGCUGGCGCACUUUGCCCGCGGCGCCGCCGACGCCUCGCUCGACGCCUUCCGCGCGGCGCUGGCCGAUGUCGAGGGCAGCACGGCAGACGCAGACGGCGAGCUGCGCGCACAGGUCGGCGUGCAAAUGGCGCGCGUGCUCUGGAGUCUCGGCGGCGACGAGCGGCAAGAGGAGGCAAAGGCGCAGUUGCUGGACUGCAUCGCUGCGGCGCCGCAACACAUUCCCGCCAUCACGGCCCUCGCGGCCCUCGGCGUGCUUACGCACGACACUGGCCUCGUCGACGCGGCGCUGAGCGAGGUGCGAGAGCUCUCGCCGGCGCAGCUGCAGCGCCUCGACGGCGAGCGCGACGUCGACUUUCUGCUCUCGAUGGUGCAGUUCGGCGAUGUGAGUGGGCACCACUCUCGCCCUCGCCAUCGCACAUCGCUCACGCUCGCGCCCAGAACGACGCUGCCGGCGCGCUCGCGACGCUCGAGGCUGCCACCAAGACGCAGCCGCCAUCGAUCCAGGCGCAUCUCUCCCUCGUCGAGGCGCGGCUGCGCGUCGCUGCGUCCAGCAGCAGCGCCGAGGAGGCGCAGGCCGCGCUGGCAGCGGCACAGCUGGCCUUUGGCACCGUCAACUCGAGCGACGCCGGCGAGGCGCACUACGCGCACGCCAUGCGUCUGCUCGCGCUCGCCACGGCCCUCAGUGGCGCCGCCAAGCCGCAAAAGGCGCCGCCUCAGGACAGCGAGGCGGCAAACGGCGACGAGAUGCUGCUGCCGCCGACGAUGCCGCCGGACAUGGCGCAGCGCGCCCUGCACGCCGCGCCGUGGGUGA
This is a messenger RNA of Tilletiopsis washingtonensis, 4368 nucleotides long. Its product is annotated as TPR-like protein. The coding region runs from base 1 to 4368 and encodes 1455 amino acids. NCBI's taxonomy places the organism in Eukaryota, Fungi, Basidiomycota, Exobasidiomycetes, Entylomatales. The transcript has 14 exons. Gene Ontology annotation, cellular component: Ski complex. Gene Ontology annotation, molecular function: protein binding. The record is from RefSeq and is a predicted model, not a curated record.